AUGAACGACUUUGAUGAGUGCGGCCCGAGCGCAGCCAGCAUGUACCUGCCGGGCUGCGCCUACUAUGUGGCCCCGUCGGACUUCGCCAGCAAGCCGUCUUUCCUAUCGCAACCGUCGUCCUGCCAGAUGACUUUCCCCUACUCUUCCAACCUGGCGCCGCACGUCCAGCCCGUGCGCGAAGUGGCCUUCCGCGACUACGGCCUGGAGCGCGCCAAGUGGCCGUACCGCGGCGGCGGCGGCGGCGGCGGCGCGGGGGGCGGCGGCGGCGGGGGCGGCCCCGGCGGGGGCGGCAGCGGCGGCGCCGGGGGCUACGCUCCCUACUACGCGGCAGCCGCGGCGGCGGCGGCGGCGGCGGCGGCGGCUGAGGAGGCGGCCAUGCAGCGCGAGCUGCUCCCUCCCGCGGGCCGCCGGCCGGACGUGCUCUUCAAGGCGCCCGAGCCAGUGUGCGCCGCGCCCGGGCCGCCACACGGCCCCGCGGGCGCCGCCUCCAACUUCUACAGCGCUGUGGGCCGCAACGGCAUCCUGCCGCAGGGUUUCGACCAGUUCUACGAGGCUGCUCCUGGGCCCCCGUUCGCCGGGCCGCAGCCCCCUCCGCCUCCUGCGCCGCCACAGCCCGAGGGCGCUGCCGACAAGGGCGACCCCAAGACGGGGGCCGGUGGCGGCGGGGGAAGUCCCUGCGCCAAGGCGACCCCCGGCGCGGAGCCCAAGGGGGCGGCAGAAGGAGGCGGCGGCGACGGCGAGGGGCCCCCGGGGGAGGCGGGGGCUGAAAAGAGUGGCGGCACAGUGGCCCCCCAGCGGUCCCGGAAAAAGCGCUGUCCCUACACCAAGUACCAGAUCCGCGAACUGGAACGCGAGUUUUUCUUUAACGUGUACAUAAACAAAGAGAAAAGACUCCAACUCUCUCGGAUGCUCAACCUCACUGACCGGCAAGUCAAAAUCUGGUUCCAGAAUCGAAGAAUGAAAGAAAAGAAACUGAACAGAGACCGUCUGCAGUAUUUCACUGGAAACCCCUUAUUUUGAGAGCUCCAGGAAGCACCCCUCUCCCCGAGCCCCACUCACCCACCCUCCUCCCCAGCAACCUGCCCUCGGCAGGCCCAAUGUCCUUGGGUUUAAUGACGCCUCUUCUCUGUGGAACUCCACGAUUCCUUCCCACGGUCAACUCGGGACCUCCCAGCGACCACUGCUGCCUGCGGACGAGGCCGGGGACUUGGCCGAAUGGAUCCUAAUAAGGGGAAAAUGGUAAAUGCAAACGUCCCUUUACAAUUUUACCGCCAAUGUGCUGUUGUUCUCCCUCCCUCACUCUGAGUCCCCGUGGGGACGCUGUGGGAUCUGUAGAGAGUUUAGGCCGCUGGGUUGGUUGGAAGGCACUUGUUUUUGUUCUGAGUUUAAGGGACCCGACCUUCCCCUUUGGUGAAUGCAGAUUAUUUAAACUCUGGGAAAUGUACCUUUGGUCUGUCGUAUCAAGGCAUAAGUCACUGUGUUUUGUGUGAAUAAAUGGUUUCUAGUAAAAUGGA
Molecule: messenger RNA, 1514 nt
Organism: Lynx canadensis (Canada lynx)
Lineage: Eukaryota; Metazoa; Chordata; Mammalia; Carnivora; Felidae
Gene: HOXD11
Product: homeobox D11
Exons: 2
Coding region: 1-1020 (339 amino acids)
Biological process (GO): regulation of transcription by RNA polymerase II; anatomical structure development
Cellular component (GO): nucleus
Molecular function (GO): RNA polymerase II cis-regulatory region sequence-specific DNA binding; DNA-binding transcription factor activity, RNA polymerase II-specific
Source: RefSeq, a predicted model, not a curated record